Molecule: messenger RNA, 1047 nt
Organism: Aspergillus luchuensis
Lineage: Eukaryota; Fungi; Ascomycota; Eurotiomycetes; Eurotiales; Aspergillaceae
Exons: 1
Coding region: 1-1047 (348 amino acids)
Biological process (GO): protein phosphorylation
Molecular function (GO): protein kinase activity; ATP binding
Source: RefSeq, a predicted model, not a curated record
AUGACAGCCUCAAGUCCCAUCUGGAGAGUCCAGGACAUCCUCUACGGCAGACACGACUUGUGGGCACGGCUCGACAUUGGGUGCAAAGGCAAGCGAUUUCAGGUAGAAAUUUGCCCUAAGAACUUCGUCAACUCAGAGUUAUCUUUCACCAAGUACGCGCGAUUUAUCAACGAUAUGUUUGGCCAUGACUGGGAAACCACAUACAAUGAAUUCUAUGACUGGAUAGUACCACCAUUCCUUCCUAUUCUUGCUGAAAUUGAAGCACCGCCAUUGGAUGGACAAGCUUCCACGCUUCGUGAUUACCUCAAUCCAGAAACAUACUACUUUCAGCUUCACUUUAUCGAUGAGAUAAUGGAACCCCGAUGCGAUUAUAAUGCUCGAAGGACGCUGCGCGAACCGGGUGUUGACAUAGGUGACUUCGCUCUUCAUCCCAGCUGGGGUUGUUUCACACCAGAAAUGGUACAGCAGUGCCUCAACGAGGGGGAAUAUAGUUAUUCCAACUACCCAAGGAAGGUUUGUGUCGAUGGAAAGCUGUGUUUCUUGAAAGACAACUACACGAAACGAGGGCUUCUUCGUGAGUUGGAUACUUACAAGAAAAUGGAAACGAAAGGACUGAGCAAUAAUGCGCAAGUGCGUGUACCUCAAUUUAUCGGCGUGGUAUAUGCUGCUCAGGACUGCCGUCAUGUUAUCGGCAUUUUGAUAUCGUUGGUAGACUGCGACAAUCUUACUCUUUCAUGUGCACUACAUGAUGAAGUCACAAUUUCGCAGCGGAGGAAAUGGGAGGAGCAAGUUACUACAACGGUGGAAUUGCUGCAUGAGGCUGACAUUAUCUGGGGAGAUGUAAAGCCGGACAAUGUGUUGGUAGACAGGAACGAGGAUGCGUGGGUGAUCGAUUUCGGUGGUGGUUACACGCCAGGAUGGGUGGCGAAGGAGCACAUGGAGACAAUGGAAGGCGAUAGAGACGGCCUUUCGAAAAUCAAGGACAGAAUAUACUCACACCAUGGCAGCGAAGUGGGACGAGCCUCACAAAGAGAUGGGACAUAUUAG